ACAGAAGAUGAAGGCGGAGUAAGCAGCGUUGGCCCCCGUCUCAAUAAGCAACUUCACUCGCGUCUUGUUCUUCAUAUUCUACUGUGCAUUUAUCUUGAAGCGAUGCUCGUGAUACAUCUUUUUGUAUCUGAAGUCAACUCUGAAUCUUUCUAGAAAAUGAGUUCAAGAAGAGGGACAAGUACUAGAAGUAACACAAACUCUAGGGGGAAAUCUGUAUCUGAUGCAUCUAGUCCCAAUAUUGAGCAGUUCACUCAUGAUGUAGCAGAUAUCAACCAGGAUUCUGAGCAAGCUGAUGGUCAAUGGCCAGUUUACUCCAAGAAUGCCAAGAACAAAGCUGGAAGCAGUUCUUCAAAACCCUGGAACUCUCAGAAUUAUAACCCUAAAGCAUGGAGCCAUCCAGAUGUUCAGAAGUUAGGCAUGCGAAGUAAUGCAGGAACAGGACGGGCCUCUGGUAGUUCCCGGCAAACACAAACUGCUGAUUCGAGGAUGUACACUGGUAGAGGAAAUCUGAGGCCACAACAAUCCAGCAGGGCUUUUGGGAACAAUUAUGCGCCCCCUCAAGCUGCUAUUCCCCCUCCUCUAGAGCACGGAUGGAAUUGGCAAGCUAGAGCUCGCACAGUCCCAUCCGAAAAAACCCAUGGACAAGAAUUUGAUUAUACCGAGGUCUGCAACAAGAAUGAGGAAGAUUAUGCUGAUGAGUAUGAUGAUGAAUCUGAAGGCAUGGAUGAUAGUGAUGAUGAGUUGCUAAGUGAUGGAUUUGAUUCAGACGCAAGUCGAAAAAGCCAUGAAACACGCAAGAAGAGCAAAUGGUUUAGGAAGUUCUUUGAAAGCUUGGAUGGUUUAAGUGCGGAGGAGAUAAAUGAACCAGAGAGGCAGUGGCACUGUCCCGCAUGCCAGGGUGGUCCAGGUGCCAUUGACUGGUACCGAGGUCUGCGGCCCCUGAUGACACAUGCGAAAACAAAAGGCUCAAAAAGGGUGAAGGUUCACAGAGAACUUGCAGAGCUCUUGGAAGAGGAAUUGCGCAGGAGGCAAACAUCAGUAAUUCCAGCUGGUGAAGUAUUUGGCAAAUGGAAAGGUCUACUUGAUGAGGAGAGAGAUCAUUUGAUAGUUUGGCCACCGAUGGUUGUCAUUAUGAAUACAAAGCUUGAACAAGACGAGAAUGAUGAGUGGCUUGGCAUGGGCAGUCAAGAACUUCUUAACUACUUCAAUUCAUAUGAAGCUGUGAAGGCCAGCCACUCUUAUGGUCCACAGGGGCAUCGUGGGAUGAGUCUUCUGAUUUUUGAGAGCUCUGCUAGGGGUUAUUUAGAGGCUGAGCGUCUGCACAAGCAUUUUGUGGAACAAGGUACAGACAGGAAUGCUUGGGAUAGUAAUCGUCGAGCUCUAUUUUAUCCCGGUGGAAAAUGGCAGCUUUAUGGUUACCUGGCUGUGAAGGAAGAUCUUGAGUACUUCAACUGGCAUUCUCAAGGCAAGUCUAGGUUGAAGUAUGAAAUCAAGUCUUACCAAGAAAUGGUUGUGAAGCAAAUAAAACAAAUGAGUGAGGAUAAUCAGCAGCUUGUCUGGUUGAGAAAUAGGGUUGCUCAAGAACAGAGACAUUCAAAAGCUCUUGAAGAAUCUUUUGGGAUAGUUAGUGAAAAACUGCGAAAGACUAUGGAAGAGAACCGCAUUGUUAGACAGAGGACCAAAAUUCAGCAUCAGCAGAACAAGGAAGAGAUGGAUUACCAAGAGGAAUUCUUCAAAGAACAAAUCAGAGUUAUUCAUGAAGCAAGGGAUGCAAAAGAGGAGGAUUUUGAGAAGAUGCAGCAAGAGGAACGUGAAAAGGUCAAAAAGUUGAAUGUAAAUCCUUCCAAUUCAGAGGAAUACAGCUGCAGGGGGGAGGAGAUUAAGACUUUCAUAGAAGGACAAGACAAGGAGAUUGAAAAUUUUGUGGCUGAGAGAGAGAAUUUAAUAAAAGUACACAAGGAUAAGAUGGUUGCUAUGAAGAAGAGGCAUUGGGAGGAAGAAGUUCGGCUGGAGAAGAAGUUUGAUGCUGAACUCUCUCAACUUAUGGCGAGGUAUACCCCAAAUCACUAGGAGGACAUCAUCAAUGCUUGAUGGUAGCACUAGCAGGGCUUGGUGAACCCUCAGUUUGAUACAGACAGCAUAUAAUACCAAAAUGAGAUGCUUAAAAAUUUGACCAUAUAUUUGGAAAAACUUGACAUAUUUUAAACCCUCUUACCGAUCAUAAAGUUAGAGUGAUGCAAUCUAGAGGUUACAAGCUCGAAUCUUGGAAACAAACUCUCCACGUAUUAUGUGAGAGUAAGGAGGUAAGGUCUGUAUACACCUUGUCUAUCCCCGAUCCCGCCUACUGAGGAAGCAGAAGUUGCUUAUGGUAUUGUUAUACAUGUGGAAUUGCUAUUUACAUGAAUUUAGCAGAAGAGUUUUUUUUA
This is a messenger RNA of Tripterygium wilfordii, 2426 nucleotides long. RefSeq names its product protein SUPPRESSOR OF GENE SILENCING 3-like. The coding region runs from base 157 to 2070 and encodes 637 amino acids. NCBI's taxonomy places the organism in Eukaryota, Viridiplantae, Streptophyta, Magnoliopsida, Celastrales, Celastraceae. Gene Ontology annotation, biological process: defense response to virus; regulatory ncRNA-mediated gene silencing. The transcript has 6 exons. The record is from RefSeq and is a predicted model, not a curated record.